AUGGCACCCUUUGACUUUAUCGCACAGAAAAACAUUCGCGAUGCUCAAUACGCCUUUGCUUGCAGUCUCAUUGCCGCCAAAGAAGACAUUGUUGCUUUCGUCCACAAACGACUUAAUUGGAAUGGGACGGGUUCCUAUAACGGUUUCUUGAAAGGCUCUUUCAAUAUAAGCUUCAAAGUACAACGUGCCGACAGCGACGAGCUGGUCAUCAUUCGUUUCCCCAUUCCUGGAAGAAUACACGAGCCAUGGCGAGACGAAAAAGUUGAGAACGAAGUGAUGGUUAUGAAAUAUCUUCACGACCUAACCAGCAUUCCGGUUCCUCUUGUGCGCGAUUGGGGCCUCACUGAGGACAGUCCGCAGCACUUGGGUCCAUUUAUUAUUAUGGAUUUUGUAGAAGGGCAGGAGUUGAGUGGCCUCCUACAACAACCAACUGAGAACAAGGAAGACGCAGUAGUUCUAGACCCAGAUAUCGACAACGCAAAGCUCGACUUCGUCUAUGAGCAGAUAGCAGGCUUUAUACUGGAACUGUCGCAUCACCGUUUCCCACGCAUUGGAGCCAUAUCCCGGGACGCGACGUCUGGUCAGUGGGAGGUUACUAGACGACCCUUGACGUACGACAUGAACGAGGUUGUUACUCUUGGUGGCUACCCAACCGACAGCCUCGACUCAGCGGCGCCAUUCGAUUGUGCUAGCCAUUUCUUUGCUGCACGUGGCAAAUCUUUUCAAGUACACCUCGAGGCCCAGCGCAACAUCGCUGCUGAUGACGAAGAGCUUGCUUGGAACGAGUUCGUAGCACGACAUUGUUUCGCACAUAUAAUCCCUACACAUGGCACUGUCAACGAAAAUGGGCCAUUUAGGCUUUUUUGUGACGACUUGAGGCCUACAAACAUGCUUGUCGAUCCGGAAACGCUUAAGAUAAGCGCAAUACUCGACUUUGAGUUUACCAACGCCAUGCCAGCACAGUUUGCUGAUGAUGUGCCCUGGUGGCUGUUGCUCGAACAACCGGCCGUAUGGAUUGGUGACGGCAAAUUCCAGGAGUUCUUGACUCUUUUUCAGCCGCGGAAAGACCAGUUCAUUCGGGCUAUGGAGAGGGCCGAGGCCAAAUCACGGCUGGCCACGGAUGAGACAAGUCUCUCGGCUCGCAUGCGAGACUCCUGGGACAGCGGGCGCUUUUGGUUCAACCUUGCAUCGCGUAGUAGCUUCGAUAUCAGCGAAAUUUACUGGGAGGUGUUACAUAAAGAUGGUUUAGGCGAGGCCCUUUUAGACAGUGCGAUUCUGAAGGGGAAAGAGGCGUUCUUGCAACGGAAGAAAGCCCAGUUUGACGCCUAUAGAAGGGAAAAGGAAAGUGACCAGCGCUUUACUGAUUAA
This is a messenger RNA of Colletotrichum spaethianum, 1368 nucleotides long. RefSeq lists its product as uncharacterized. The record is from RefSeq and is a predicted model, not a curated record. The coding region runs from base 1 to 1368 and encodes 455 amino acids. Lineage: Eukaryota; Fungi; Ascomycota; Sordariomycetes; Glomerellales; Glomerellaceae. The transcript has a single exon.